Messenger RNA from Amphiprion ocellaris (clown anemonefish), 4223 nucleotides. RefSeq names its product sperm associated antigen 6 (gene spag6). Gene Ontology annotation, cellular component: axoneme; acrosomal vesicle; sperm principal piece. Gene Ontology annotation, biological process: epithelial cilium movement involved in extracellular fluid movement; sperm axoneme assembly; filopodium assembly. The transcript is spliced from 11 exons. The record is from RefSeq and is a predicted model, not a curated record. Gene Ontology annotation, molecular function: microtubule binding. NCBI's taxonomy places the organism in Eukaryota, Metazoa, Chordata, Actinopteri, Pomacentridae. Bases 128 to 1654 code for a protein of 508 amino acids.
UUGCCACGGCAACACUUAACAACAACGCCACCUAAGCAGAGCGAUUCCUGCGAUAAAAUUAGCUGCUCUUUUGGGCGGAUAAAGAGAUUAAAUGUGCAUUUGAGAGGAGGAAUCUCCCAUCAGGGCCAUGAUGAGCCAAAGACAGAUCAUUCAAGUUUUUGAGCAGUACCAGAAAUCAAGGAUGCAGUUUGUGCAGACUAUAGCUGAUCUGGCAGCCAGGCCGAUAAACAUAGAAAUCCUCCAAAAUGCAGGUGUCAUGUCCAUGCUGCGUCCCCUGCUGCUGGACGUGGUUCCCAACAUCCAGCAGACUGCAGCUCUGGCUCUGGGCCGCCUGGCAGACCACAGCGACGACCUGGCCGAGGCCGUGGUGAAGGAGGACAUCCUGCCUCAGCUGGUCCAGUCCCUGGCCUCCCAGAACAGGUUCUAUAAGAAAGCUGCUGCGUUCGUGCUGCGUGCAGUAGCCAAACACUCCCCUGAGCUGGCCCAGGCGGUGGUGGCCUGCGGCGGGGUGGACGCUCUGGUUCUCUGCCUGGAGGAGUUUGACCCCGGGGUGAAGGAGGCUGCCACCUGGGCCCUGGGCUACAUCGCAAGACACAAUGCAAUGCUGUCUCAGUCCGUGGUGGAUGCCGGUGCUGUCCCCCUGCUGGUCUUGUGUCUCCUGGAGCCUGAGAUAGCCCUCAAACGCAUCGCGGCCUCCACCCUCAGCGACAUCUGCAAACACACACCUGAGCUGGCCCAGACCGUGGUGGACACCGGAGCCAUCGCACACCUGGCACAGAUGAUCCUCAACCCAGACGCCAAACUCAAGAGGCAGGUGUUCUCGGCCCUCAGCCAGAUCAGCAAACACUCGGUGAACCUGGCAGAGAUGGUGAUCGAGGCCGAGAUCUUCCCUGCAGCUCUGACCAGCCUCAGGGAUCAGGAUGAGUACGUGAGGAAAAAUGUUGCCACCCUGAUGAGGGAGGUGGUGAAACACUCCCCAGAGCUCUCCCAGGUGAUUAUAAACUACGGCGCCUUGUCAGGAGUCAUCGACUACGUGAACGAUUGCCGUGGAAACCUGCGGUUGCCAGGGAUCAUGAUGCUGGGAUAUCUCGCAGCUCACAGUGAGAACCUCGCCAUGGCUGUCAUUAUUUCCAAGGGGGUGCCCCAGCUGGCCCUGUGUCUGUCCGAGGAGUCCGAGCAUCACAUCAAGGCGGCCACAGUCUGGUCCAUCGGCCAGAUCGGUCAACACACCCCAGAGCACGCCAAGGCGGUGGCCACAGCUCACCUGCUGCCCAAGCUGCUGGAGCUCUACAUGGAUGCCAGCAGCUCAGAGGACCUGCAGGCCAAAAGUAAGAAGGCCCUGAAGAGCAUCCUGCAGAAGUGCACCUAUGUUCCCGGUCUGGAGCCUCUCCUCUACGAUGCUCCCAGCAACAUCCUCAAACACGUCGUCUGCCAGUUCAGCAAGGUGCUGCCUCAUGACAGCAAGGCUCGCCGUCUGUUUGUGACCAGCGGGGGGUUGAAGAAAGUGCAAGAGAUCGAGGCUGAGCCCGGCUCUGCUCUGCAGGAGCACAUUAACGCCAUCAACAACUGCUUCCCUGAGGAGUUAGUGAGGUACUACACCCCUGGUUACUCAGAGGCCCUGCUGGAGCGGUUAGACAACUACCAGUUGGCCUGACAUCAGCCCACAACACACAUCCUGAUCUGAUUUCAUCACAAAGAUGUGCCUUUAUAGAAAAAUCAAAUCUGGAAAACCGUUUUCUAAUUUUUAGACUGAGCUCCCGUUAUUUUUCACCUUUAAAUGUAUGUUGCUAGCAGGUGCAUAUGUGUAAAUAAAACACAGCAUUCUAGUCAAGCCUCACCUUUAAAUCAUGCCCUUACAUUGUGGGAUCAUUUUGUUCUAAUUCAAAGUGGGACAUUUGGUGGAAGUUUUUCUGUGAUGCCCACACAGAGAGGUCAAAGGUCAGGUUCAGGGACUCAGCAGCAGGUGGAAAUAAGACACACUGAGCCUCCAUGUUUAAGAGCAACAUCCAGCCAUGCACAGAUGCACAACAAUUUGAUUUAAUGAUACAUUUUGUUCCAAUUUUAUGUCGGGAAAACUAACAAAUCUUCUAUAAAUUAAAAUCUAAAUGUACUUUUCAUACGUCUCUGUGCUUUUUAAGUAGCAACGACAGAAUAUGGAUAUUCAUGUGGACUGUGUGAAUCAUGUUGGUUGAGUUUUCAGGGCUUCGACUGCCCCCUGGCGGCCGUGACCGCGCGCUGCACCUCAGCUGCGUGCGUGUGCGUGCAGCAGCUGCAGCGCACAUGGCGAGCCGCCUCUUUGUUUAUUGUCUGCCGGGUUUGUCUCUGCUUGUUCUCCACAUUGUACUGACGGCGCAAAUAAGCCCCGGCCUCUCACCGCAGCGGAGAUCUGAGCACGUUACCCUGCAGCUGCCGCCGUCUCCCCCUCUCCUCCCCCUUUAAAAUCUGACCUACAGGACCCGAUUUAUCGCGUUUAUGCGCGUUGUUACACUGAUGAUCACCUUCAAACGUCGCUUUCGCUCCACCGCGCGUCGGACAAGUUUUUUUUCGGGAUUUUCCUUUUUGCAGCUGCGUCUUCCAUACAAGUCCAUAAAGAGGCUGCAGAGCUGCUUCCACGUCCGAACUAAUUAUACAAAUGCAGUUUUAUCUCUGGAAAUACGAGCAACCCAGUCCGCGUAAUAAAGCCUGUUGCAAUAGUAAGAGCAGUUCUUGUGCGUAACGACGGAUCUCUUCACUUUUUUAUUGUAAUAAAUCGAUUGAUGUUGAGUGGAAACGCGACUAUUUCGUUAAAAUUAAUGAUCAAACACCGCAACACGCCAAACACGAUUUAAAUCGAAUAAAAAUGUAAUAUUUUUCCAAAAACAUGAAUGCGUACAAACAUGAUGGCGACAAAGAAUCGCAGUAAAUUAGACUCUCUUCUUCUAUAUAUGAAGAAUAUACAUAUACAUAGGCCGAAGCUAUUUCUAACUGGGGUGAAUUGUUCAGAAAUAUAUGAAAAUUCAGUUAUACUGUAAAGGAAAAUGAGGAAACCAAUGUAACUUACGCACCAUGGUUGGGAGGAAAAUUAAAAAAAAAUUGCAGUCUUGCUGUUAAAAUUGAAAAAAAAAAGUGCUUUGUUGUAACACAAGAAGCAAAGAAAAAAUUAAAGCGCUUUCAUCCAUCAGCUUAUUUUUCUUGGCGACACUUCCAGUCUCCACUGUGGGUGAUGCUUUAAAAAAACACGCACCGCAAUGAAAACACUGUGACUUUUAACUCCAUCACAGUAUCAGCAAGUCUUCGUAUGUUUUAAGUGAGGGGGCUUUAUUUUCAUGUUAAUUUAUGUGACGGAGCUAAAUAACUGAAAUACAUACCGGCUGAUGCGCAAAAUGUUCGGCACUGCGGUGCUUUUACGCAUUUAUGCUGCGGCUUUAAAUUGGCGUAAAUAUUUUUCAGGUUCGUGUGCAAAAGUAGUAAUAACGGUCACAUUUUAUUUUUAUUUUUUAAAAGAAAGCUGCUUGUUUUGGGGGGCUUUUCUUAAAACAAACAAAAAUGCCAGUUCAAUGUUGCUUUCUUGCAACAACUUACGAGAAAUAACAUUUCCAGAAACUCAUAAUUACACGACAUAUUUUUUCUGUUCAUCAAAAGCACGAACAUUGUAAAUAAUGUGGGUAGUUUCUUUUGUAAUUAAAAUCCCAAAUUACUAAACGGCAAACACUGGCUAAGCGCUUUUAUUUUUUAAACUUCCGUUGCAGAAGCUGGUAGAAUUAAAACUACUGCAGCAUCUCAAAUACACAGUUUCAUGUAAAUCUGAAGAAGCAAACAAUGAAGGAAUAAAAAAUGGAAGAAGAAACAAUUGAAGGUAGACUUUGAGUUAAGCAGAACAAGUGCUUUAAUUGGUCUGAGUGAACGCUUAUGGAAUGGAGUGUAUUAUUAUUAUUAUUAUUAUUAUCAUCAUCAUUAAAUGUGAAGAACAAUAAACAUACAACAUCGUUUUGGCCUUUCUGCCACUGAAAGGGAAACUCUCACCAACAACUGUCAGACAGCAAUAAACAAACAGCUCAUACACACAUACACACACACACACAUAUACACACACACACACACACACAUAUACACACACACACACACACACACACACACACACACACACACACACACACACACACACACACACACACACACACACACACACACACACACACACACACACACACACACACACACACACACACACACACACACACACA